Marchantia polymorpha subsp. ruderalis is the source of this 3124-nucleotide messenger RNA. The record is from the annotation of a GenBank genome assembly. NCBI's taxonomy places the organism in Eukaryota, Viridiplantae, Streptophyta, Marchantiopsida, Marchantiales, Marchantiaceae.
UUCAUCUUGCGGCACUGCAUGAGCACACGGUCCCGAGUCCCAUUGUCCUCUUAUUGUUUCCAAGAUUCAAAAGUCUCUUCGUCAAUGUCAGACUCACAAGUCCUACGGCAUGUGGGUCAUGGUCCAGGAAUGGAAGGGAUUGAAAGAAGAGAUGUAGACAGGCCCUGUCGUUUCCACUUUGUAGAAACAAGGAGGUCGCCACGCACUACGGAUUGGGAACGCACUUCUGGUAGUGCCUCAGACUCAUGACCUUGAACGAUUCAUAACCCUUGUCUGGAAGUUGUAGAUUAGAUUGCAGCUGACUGAACGAGCAACUUCCGAAAUAAUGGCCAGAAGCAGACGCGGUGCUGUAUGUGCAAGUAGAAUCAAGAAGACUGACACCCUCCUACAGUUGCUUGUAGAUCGAUGAGUACACUGUCAGCUUCACGUGUCGGACUUCUGGUCAUCCGGUAGACAGUGGACCAAAUACUGAUGCACAAGUUUGCUUGAUCCUUUCGUUGAUAGGCAAGCAAAGGUCGGUAAUCAGAAGAUACUCUAACAAUUUGUUCGUCAACAACGGAACAACAAUGGAACACAACAGAGCAAGCGUGAAGCUAGUCUCGUGGUGUCUUCUUCCCCGGCGCUUGACAUUUCGGCAUACCCUAAGGCCAUGUGCUUCUAGACUGAACGCAGAAGGGGGAUGCAUCGGUCAUCAAUCUGCGCGACCCCUAGAGGUGCGAGUUGGUUCUCUUUACGCACGCGCAAGGGCCUGCGGAACUUCGGCGUUCCGGUGCGAAAGAUCCAGCGAGAUCUUUGUCCAAACGCCAGAAAUAUUGCGCGGAUUGAAAAAAAUAAUGGAUCCAUGUGUCCAUCGAUCACGUUCUACUCCUCACGCACAUGGCUUCUCGAGAGAAACACGACGUGGAUUGCUUUUCUUUCAGGUGUACGAGGGACAGACCUGCUGAUCCACGAGGCCUAAAGGCCAAACUCCAUUUGCAGGUCAGACAAUCUAGCUGAGAAAGCAGGGCACGACGAAUGGGCACUGGCCCAGAACCCCGUCCUCUUUCCGACAGUCGUCUUCCUUUCGCCUCCCGGUAACUCGCAGCGGUCGAACGCCCUUCCUCCUGGACCUGGAUGCCACCCGAUCGCCUCUCAUCGAUCUCGCCGCCCCGCUCCUUCAACGAGAGCCACGACUUCAAAUAUGCCGCCGCGCUCCCUGCCUUCCGCCCGCGGACCCAAAUUUGACCGUGCCGUAGCCGCGCAGCCGCGGUAUCUCGUGCUAUACGGUACUCGGUUUGAAAACUCCCUGGAAUAAAACUCCUUUCAAAAAUUCCGAUUUCCAAACCUGCUUCGCGUUGCGAAGCCUGAAAACCACCGGAGGAACGUUGUAGAGUUUGACAUCGAACGGGCUGCGUUACAACGGGCUCUUAACAAGGAAAUCACUCGGCCUCGUCUGCAUUGCGAUGCUCGAUUAACUAUAGGUCGGUCAAGAGCCAUUCACAACCGUGCACGAAGGGGUUCAGUAACUCUCAGCCUCGUAUGUCGACAUUAUAUGUCAUUCAGCUCAAAAGAAAUAGAAAUGCGAUGAGGACGUCUAAAUGCACAAUGGUAAACAAUUAGGCUGGAUCUCUGCGCGUGGUAAUGUUACUUCCUGCGAGCCCGGAGCUUGGCAUCUUCAUCUUCGACAUCGAUGCCAUCGCCCACAAUGGUUAUCUUCCUUUCUGUUUUCUCCAGCCGUGUGUAUCGGGUGUUGCAAUACCACUCGUCAUGGUCUUGGAUGAUGGUCAUCGUAGUCAAGGAACCGGCGCUCGAUCGGGGGACCACCGUAGAGCAAGGAGCGACAAAGUGCUGCUGGUGUCAUACAGAGCAACAAUGUUACGAAGUACCGCGAGUGUCUAGAAGUUCUCUACCCUCGAGGUGGUCCGGGUAAAUGCUCCGGGUCUCUGAUCCCCAAAAGGCCUGGCCUGGCCUGCCUUUCAGCACCUCUCCGUGCUCGACACGAUCAAACUGUCCGUUGUGGUUGGCUGAUUGACUUGAAUCGCCGCUCGCUGGAAGCCACUACAGAUCUGGUCAGUAGUAAAGUUGUAUGAUUGCCAGCGGCACGUACGUAUAUUACUCUGCCCGGAAUUAUCUCGAACGUACCAGGAACGUUGGGCAUCAAAAUCGCCCGAUUCUCGCGUCAGUCACUUCGAGCCUUUACAUGAGAGAGUAGUCCAUUGUCCAGGUUCCCGCCACACUUGCUUUCUCCCGCUGUCAGUGUUACCUCGUUGUUUUAAGGUUUUCCCGAUUUCACGUCCGUAAAGCUUGUGAAACUACGACAACUGCAGAAGCAGCCAAUGAACGGCGCGUUGCUGCACCCAUGGCGUCCGAAUCUGCUCCUGUGAAAGGGCCUUUGUGUGGUCUCCAAGCCACUUUGCAAGGUCAAUGUAGGCUAGAUCAUUCGUCACUGAUUAGAUGUGGUCGAAAAGAUCAAUCGGGAAAAGGCUCCGGGACGAGAUAUUUCUCUCAUGCCGUGAGAUAGAGGCUUUGCGAGGCCCUUGGAACCGGUCGUUGAACUUGGAUACGGUAUGAUGGGCAUUGUGCACAGACGAGCUUUCACCAGGUGGGAAGAAGACUCUUGGUGUGUCUCUUUGCCCGCACCUGCGGGUGUCAGAUAAUCACACUUCUUGCGGCCUAAAUCUUCCUCAGUAACGCGCAAAAGCUGUUACUACCAUAGUAUUCGAAAAAGUCGCUGUAAUAUCAGUUACUUCACGUUCUAGUCCUUGUUACGACAGAAACUGACAUUCCUUUUGCCCAAAACUCGGGGAAUCCACUCUAGUUUGAUGGAUUGUUGUUUGUUGGAAGGGCCCUCUUGCCUCUAUCAAUCUAAAACUGAUACUGGGGAGGCUCAUUUGAGAUUCUGCAUCGGGCCCGCAGCCUGUGUUCGUAAUUUGCAACCGCUGUACGCCGAGCAUAUGGACUAUCAGAUGCAACUAAUGACCGCUUUUUCUCAUCUACGCACGUCGUUUGUCGUCUUCCUCCCUUCUUUUAGUCCGGGGAGCAUCCGAGAGAUACCAUCACAUCAAGUCAUAGCACACGAUGGAGAAAAUUCAGACAUUCGAAAAGCAGUAUUAUUCAAUAAAAAGUAUGGACUGUCAAUUUCCGA